AUAAUUGUGGAUGGAGUCCUCUCAACACAAAAUCAAAAUCACCAACAAAACCCCAAUUUCACAACCAUUUUUCAACAAUUUGUAAACACCGUCAUCACCAAUUCAAGAACAUGAGUGAUCACAACAAUAAUAACAACAACAAUGAUGGAUUUGUAAGAGCAGAUCAAAUCGAUCUCAAAGCUCUAGAUGAACAACUUGAGCGUCAUCUUAAUCGAGUAUGGACUAUGGAGAACAACAAAAAGAAGCUGCCGGAAACUGACGUCACCACCACCACCACCACCGCUACCGCCGCCAGACCGUCGUCUAAACCCCUGCCGAUUAAGCGGCAGGAUUGGGAGAUCGAUCCGUCUAACCUCAUCAUCAAAAGUGUUCUUGCACGUGGCACUUUCGGCACCGUACACCGUGGCAUCUACGACGGCGUUGAUGUCGCUGUUAAACUGCUGGACUGGGGUGAAGAGGGCCACCGGUCAGAGGCGGAAAUACAGUCAUUGAGGGCGGCGUUUACGCAAGAAGUGGUGGUGUGGCAUAAGCUUGAUCAUCCUAAUGUCACAAAGUUUAUCGGUGCAACAAUGGGUUCUUCAGAGCUCCAAGUACAAACCGAAACUGGUCAAAUUGGACUGCCAAGCAACAUAUGUUGUGUUGUGGUAGAAUAUCUUGCCGGAGGUGCUUUGAAGUCUUACCUAAUAAAAAACCGGAGGAAAAAGCUGCCGUUUAAAGUAGUGGUCCAGAUUGCACUUGAUCUUGCAAGAGGGUUAAGCUACCUGCAUUCCCAAAAGAUUGUGCACAGAGAUGUGAAGACCGAAAAUAUGCUGUUGGACAAAACUAGAACCGUUAAAAUUGCUGAUUUUGGGGUGGCUCGUGUUGAAGCAUCUAACCCGAAUGACAUGACUGGUGAAACUGGGACCCUUGGCUAUAUGGCUCCUGAGGUACUGAAUGGGAACCCGUAUAAUAGAAAGUGUGAUGUGUACAGUUUCGGCAUUUGUUUGUGGGAAAUCUAUUGUUGUGAUAUGCCAUACCCCGACCUUAGUUUCUCAGAAGUAACAUCCGCUGUCGUUCGUCAGAAUCUAAGGCCCGACAUACCUAGAUGUUGCCCGAGUUCUCUUGCUAAUGUGAUGAAACAAUGUUGGGAUGCGAAUCCCGACAAACGACCCGAAAUGGACGAGGUUGUCAGAAUGUUGGAGGCGAUCGAUACAACAAAAGGCGGAGGUAUGAUCCCGGGUGACCAAGCUCAGGGUUGUCUUUGCUUCCGGAAGUAUCGCGGGCCAUGAAAGACGCCUAAUCCACCUUAUGUUGAGAAGAUUGUACAUUGCUAUUUGAAUGUUGAAAAUUCGAAUUCGACCCGGUUUUGCUACUUUGGAAAAAUCAAGUAAGAAAUUUAUCAGAUUCCUUAAAAUGGGAAUUGUGUUAUAUCAUGGGUAUUUGUAUUGUGUAAAGCUUUAUGUUUUUGUUUGCUGGUAUUUAUAUUUGAUUCAGUAUUAAAACCUAUUGGUAAUAUAUACUUAGAGGGGUGUUAUUUUCUGAAUCCAGCAUUAUGUUGAAAACUGAACUGUAUAGAUCACUUGUACGUCUUAUUAAGGGGUUGUUUAUUUAGCUCUUAACAAGGCUCUUAAUGGUUCA
This is a messenger RNA of Helianthus annuus (common sunflower), 1617 nucleotides long. Its product is annotated as serine/threonine-protein kinase STY13. Gene Ontology annotation, biological process: protein phosphorylation. NCBI's taxonomy places the organism in Eukaryota, Viridiplantae, Streptophyta, Magnoliopsida, Asterales, Asteraceae. Gene Ontology annotation, molecular function: protein kinase activity; ATP binding. Gene Ontology annotation, cellular component: plasma membrane. Bases 111 to 1268 code for a protein of 385 amino acids. The record is from RefSeq and is a predicted model, not a curated record. The transcript is spliced from 6 exons.